Molecule: messenger RNA, 1467 nt
Organism: Hydractinia symbiolongicarpus
Lineage: Eukaryota; Metazoa; Cnidaria; Hydrozoa; Anthoathecata; Hydractiniidae
Product: NF-kappa-B-repressing factor-like
Exons: 3
Coding region: 90-1226 (378 amino acids)
Molecular function (GO): nucleic acid binding
Source: RefSeq, a predicted model, not a curated record
AUCGGAUUCAAAUAGUAUCGCGCGUUACUCAUUCGUAUAUCAUCUCGUUUUUUUUGCAGUCAAAUUUUACUAGAAAAGUUGCAGUUAUUAUGGCAGAAGAAUAUUUUGGUGUCCCCAGACUAAUGUGGGAAUCAGAACAUGAGUGGAGAGCUAGAUGUGCUUUCAUCGAUGGUAAUAAAGAAUAUUACACUGGAGAUCGCCUUGCCACCUUGUCAAUGAGUUGGUCAAACUGGAAAUUUAUGGGGUGUUCAUAUGGUAUGGAAGUACAAGCAAUUCUUGAAGAAUGUCACACACGAGUGUCUCCAGAAGUAGAUCGAGAUAUCAAUACAUUACGUGAAUUAGCACGUCCAAAGGUCAAGUUUGUCAAAUCAACUGGUGAAGACUUAGGAACACGCACUGGCCCACCCAGAGGUGGUAAUAUUGCAAAACGUCCAUGUGAGAUCAUUGAGAAUAUACCUUUAAAAAAGUCCAAAUGUACAAAAGAUGAAAAAACUAAUGAAAUUAUACAUGGCCUAGUUUUAUACUUUCCGUCUGUAACUAAUAACACUGAAUUGAACCACAUAUGUAUAUUAAACGAGAGUGUCCAAAAGAGUAAAAAAGUUGUACAAUUUAUAGAAAGGGAUGCAAAAAUCAGUUCGAAGAAUUUAGUUGAAUAUACCACUGAUGUUAUUAUCGAAGGAAAGUAUAUCGCUUCUGGAACAGGGACUACCAAAAAAGAAGCAAAACGUUGUUGUGCUGAGUCAGCGAUUGUUAAAUUGAAAUGGAGGCAACGUAUUGUUUAUAAAGCAGAAAUCAACCAUGAUCAUGUGGAAACUGUUGAGAAAGGACAACUUGUACGCGCAGCAUAUAUGAACGCAGAUAGACUGGACGAUAAUAAUGUAGGGAAUAAGUUGCUUCGAAAAAUGGGUUGGAGUGGUAGUGGGGGAAUUGGGAAAUAUAAACACGGUAUUUCAGAUCCAGUGUUUGUUGAUUCUAACGAACGAAGGGAAGGCGUCGGUCACCAGUUUUUGAAUCGCUGUAUCAGAAAAUCAACCGUUGAAGAAACAUUGUUGUCUUUCUUACAUGAUCGUGAAAGAUUGGAAAUGAAAUUUGCGUCAGAACUUUCAAGAGAAGACAGAGCAUUAGUACACAGGUUAUGUCAGAGGUAUCAUUUAAAACAUAAAUCGUUUGGGAAAGAUAAAGAUAGAUAUUUAGUUGUUAGCAAAAGUAAAGAAAUAAAUGUUUAAAUAGACGUAAUUCCUUGCAAUCUAUCAGUGAAGUUUUUUCUCUGUUCAUCUAAAACAUCUUUUUUUCAACCUACCUAGAAUAAUUAUGUUUGCGUCAUGUAAACAUAGAAUAAACUUUAUUUGAUCUCGGGAUUUUUAAGGAUGCUUCCAAAGUAAUUUUUUGAUUUCUUUUGUAAGUAAACCUCUCAUUGGAUAUGAAUUUGUAUAUAUUGAUAUAUUUAUUAAUUUUCACUUUUUCGGA